Lodderomyces parapsilosis is the source of this 738-nucleotide messenger RNA. RefSeq lists its product as uncharacterized. The transcript has a single exon. NCBI's taxonomy places the organism in Eukaryota, Fungi, Ascomycota, Pichiomycetes, Serinales, Debaryomycetaceae. The coding region runs from base 1 to 738 and encodes 245 amino acids. The record is from RefSeq and is a predicted model, not a curated record.
AUGGUGUCGACGAAAACAAGUUCAUUGCUUCUAGUCGCUUUAACCUCUUUACUAUCAAAAGUUAAUGCUGCUGAUGAAGAUACCACGUCCUACGAUGGAACCACAGUUGUUACAGUUACUCCACAGGCCACUGCCACAACUACAGUACCACAAGUUGUAGAGGAAAAUGGUGUUGUAUACAUAUGGACCAACGAAGAAGGUGUCUUGACUACAACUACGGUAUUCACUCAAACUACAACUUUAGCUGCUGCUGAAGCCACACCAACUGAUGAUGACGAUGAUUCGACAGCUGAAACUACUGUUACUACUCCAACUGACGAUACUUCGAGCAGUGCGCCAACCGCUGAAUCAACUUCGCCAAGUACAACCUCAUCUAUUUCAACCACUUCUGCAUCACCACCGCCAACUUCAUCGAACGUGUCAUCUACUGCCAAAGAGACUGGAGAUUCAGACUCCCCCUCAUCAUCCUCCUCCCCAACGGAGCAAAACUCUUCAUCAGAAGAUAAAACUCCAUCUUCAACAGUUGAAGAUUCUUCGUCAUCAGCUCCAGUCACUUCCGCCGCCUCUGAUGCUCCUUCAGCUUCACUUGCCGCUGGAAACAGUGUAAUCAUUAUUCCAACCGAUGUUCCUGAAGGUGAUUACGAAACCAAGACUAUAACAACAGAUACUGUAUUGGAAAAUGGUGCAACCGCGGUAUUGGAAUUGGUUGUUUUAUACACAUCUGUUUGUGCUGCUUAA